ACAGUUCGUUUCGGCUAAGCAAGGGAUACAAGCUAAAUACACAAUAUUCACAAAAUAUUCACACACAUAAACAGACAUUCGAAUCAAAAAUACACACAUUAAAUUAAGCGUUCAAUUGAGAAAAUGGCCGAGAGCUGUCCAGAACAAUAUGUGCGUUGUCUUAAGUGUCUGAAGAUUAUCAAAUGCUCGCGCUACGAUACGAGCAGUCUGGUCGAUCAUAUUCAGGCAGAUCACCCGGAAAUUAUUCAGAGUGCGAAUGAGAAGCUAAAGAAUUUGCACAAGCUAGCCGCCCAGCAUGGCGUGAGCGAGGAGCGUCUUUCCCAGAUAAGCAAAAUGACCGGCAUGUCCGAGUCUGAGCUCGCAGAUGAGGCCGAAAAGUACAUAGCCAGGAACUAUCAGGGUGGGGCAGCACCAGCGACUGAUCCCAUAAAGGCCUGUGCUGCGCCGACGCAAACCAGCAGCAGCUGCAAAGAGCCCAAACCCAAGUUGAGUGCGUCCAAGGAUAAUAACAGGCGCAAGUAUUAUCGGGCCUCCAUCGAAAAAUGGACACCCACCGAUGGCUGCAUUUACUGUCCCAGCUGCGGCUGCAAUCGCCGACCCAUGAUCAAGACCAACACGGAGGUGUACUCGAGCAGCAGCUGCUGUGCCUCUUGUGUAGCCAGUUGCUGGCCCUUCUGCUUUCUACCCUGCCUCAUUUCGCCCGAGAACAAGGAGUACUUGCACUGUGCCAACUGCAAGACCUUUUUGGGUCUGUACGAUCGGGAGAACAACUGCAUCAAGCCGAAUCGAGAGUUCGUGCCCUGCGAUACUCCAUGCAAUGGCGAUUGCAAAAACCGGCCCAAGAAGAACCAAUAGAGUUUGUCUCUCUCUCUUACUAUAAGCAGUAACUAGUAGUGUAUGAAAUUUAUUGUUAAUAUAUGUAUACCCGGCUCUAGCUGAUUAUUGCCAAAGCUUGGUGGUGAAAAGCUUA
Messenger RNA from Scaptodrosophila lebanonensis, 970 nucleotides. RefSeq lists its product as uncharacterized. Bases 124 to 855 code for a protein of 243 amino acids. The record is from RefSeq and is a predicted model, not a curated record. Lineage: Eukaryota; Metazoa; Arthropoda; Insecta; Diptera; Drosophilidae. The transcript is spliced from 2 exons.